This is a messenger RNA of Adineta ricciae, 1020 nucleotides long. The record is from the annotation of a GenBank genome assembly. NCBI's taxonomy places the organism in Eukaryota, Metazoa, Rotifera, Eurotatoria, Adinetida, Adinetidae.
AUGUCUUCUCAUCGCACUACUCCGUUCCUACUUGUUCGUCCAUUUCGGGUUCGUCUAUCAAUUUUAGAUCUACGGACAAGUCAGUCGUCAAACACGAAUGAAACUUCAGCGGUAAAUCUAACAACACAUCCAACAAAUCCUUUAACCUUGAAAUUAAAUGACAUUCUUUUGGAACAAAAUCAAUCGUCAACCGAUAUUCACGAUCGAGAUAUCAUCCAACGGUUCGUUCAAGCGAAUACUGAACUCGAAGCACGUAAAAUUCUUGCACAAAUGUGGAAAGAAUCUCGUUUUUGUGAUUUGAUGCUCGUUGUCGAUGGAAGUGAAUAUCUCGCACAUCGAAUUGUCUUAGCGGCAUUCAGUCCAAAAUAUCGAAGUUUUUUUCGCGAGCGCCGCACCGAUUUCGUCACUCGAACUCAUCUUCGUCACACUUCACACAAAGGUCUGCAAUUAGUCUUGACGUUUCUCUACACCGGUGAACUAACACUGACGUUCCGGAAUGUCAAAGAAGUAUUAACUUGUGCGAAAGAACUCGAUAUCGGAAAAAUUUUCGAAAUUUGCGAAGAAUUUUUAUCCACCUUCGAGAAACGACAUGUUUUUCGUGUUUUGGAAUUAGCCCGGUAUUACGGAAUGAAAAAAGCCUUUUACCAAUCACAUUAUUACCUUUCAAAGAACUUCAAUCAGUGCAUUAACAUGAAAACAUUCCUUCAAUUGCCCUAUACAACAAUUGCGAACAUUUUAUCCGAUGAAACCAUUCAAAAUCGUGAUGAAACCAUCGUUUUAAGUCGAAUCUUGAACUGGAUUACUGCGAACCACGUAGACAACAGUCAAAUCAUUAUGCAUUUAUUCAAAAGAAUCCGAUGGAAUAAAUUAGAUUAUGAACAACAAAGAGAAUGGUUGGCGGCGAGUCAUGAAUUAGCUGAAAAUACCAAAUUAACACUUUUCAUCAAAGAACAAAUGACUAUCGCCUAUGACAAAUCUAAACAUCGUUCAAGUUCGAAGGUGAAAACUGAGUUCAUAUAG